UUUUUCAAUCAUAGUUUUCUUUUAAUUCCUCUGUGAGCAUCAGCCCGGUGUCACACAUGGCUCCCCAGAAGGUCUGGCUCCUGCUCGUGCUGUCCACUGUUCUGAAAGUGCGUCCCUGCUGGACCUAUACCUGUCCGACUAUCUGCCAUUGUACCGCCGACACGUUUCAGUGCAACAGAGAAACUCAGCUGGCCUCCCGGACAGGAGCAACAUCUGUGUUUCAACUAAGGAUGACCCAUCAGCCCGUGAAACAAGUUCCUACUCAUGCCUUCAGGGAGCUGAUCAACGUCACUAUAAUAGAGAUCUCCCAGAGUGACUGCAUCACUCGUAUACAAAGGCAGGCUUUCUUCUCCCUCCACAAUCUGCUGCAAAUUUCACUGCAGAAUAUCAACAGUCUGAGGGUUAUUGAAAGUGGUGCAUUUACUGACCUGCCCAGGCUGGAAUAUUUGAGCAUCUCCAACACUGGCGUGAUACAUUUCCCAGACUUCUCGACUAUCUCUUCUUUGGCACCAAAUUUCAUCCUAGACAUGGCUGACAACACGAGGAUACACAUCAUUCCUCCCAAUUCCUUUCAGGGCAUUACAAAGGAGGAGGUUGACAUGAACUUGGUUAGAAACGGCUUCAAGGAAAUAAAAUCUCAUGCAUUCAAUGGGACCAAGCUCAACACUCUAAUUUUGAGAGACAACGUGUAUCUCAGUACCAUUGAAGAAAGUGCAUUUGAAGGAGCCACAGGUCCGAGUUAUCUGGAUGUUUCCUCAACAGCACUGAGAUCCCUUCCAUCUAAAGGUUUGAGACAGCUAAGAUCUCUGAAAGCCAGUUCUGCCUUUGCCCUGAAGAGCCUCCCUCCUUUGGAAAGCCUGGAUGAACUGAUGGAGGCUGAGCUCACAUACCCCAGCCACUGCUGCGCCUUCCACACAUGGCGCCGGAUACAAAGGGAAAGCGCCUUAAAGAACUUCACAAAGUUUUGUGAUUUCAGUGAAUCAGAAAUGGAACCCACUGAUGAUGGCAUGAACGUCAUCAACUUCCAGUAUCCAGAACUUGAAUUGGAUUGCCAGAACAGUCCAUUUGUCUUGUGCACCCCAAAGCCAGAUGCUUUUAACCCCUGUGAGGACCUGCUGGGCUUUCCACUCUUGCGCGGUCUCACCUGGAUGAUUACAGUUUUCGCCAUAGUCGGUAACCUUGCUGUUCUGGUCAUUCUGCUUAUUAGCCACCACAAGCUCACCAUCUCCAGAUUCCUUAUGUGCAACCUGGCCUUUGCUGACCUGUGCAUGGGGCUGUAUCUGAUACUAAUUGCCUUCAUGGACCACCACUCCCGUCACGAAUACUACAACCAUGCCACGGACUGGCAGACGGGCCCUGGAUGCGGCACGGCCGGGUUUUUGACAGUGUUUGCGAGCGAGCUCUCAGUAUACACACUGACUGUGAUUAGCCUGGAACGCUGGCACACCAUCACCAAUGCCAUGCGUGUCAACAAGAGGCUGCGAAUGCGCCACGUGUCAGCCAUGAUGGGGGCGGGCUGGGCCUUCUCUCUGCUGGUUGCCCUGCUCCCUCUUGUGGGCAUCAGCAGUUACAGCAAAGUGAGCAUCUGCCUGCCCAUGGACAUCGACACUCUGGCCUCUCAGAUGUACGUGGUGGCUGUGCUCAUUUUCAACGUGGUCGCUUUCAUAGUGGUGUGCUACUGUUACAUAUGCAUAUAUCUCAGUGUUCACCACCCAGAGCACUCUGACCGGCACGGAGACACCAAAAUUGCCAAGCGCAUGGCUGUGCUCAUUUUCACAGACUUCCUGUGCAUGGCACCAAUCUCCUUUUUCGCCAUCUCUGCAGCCCUGCGCAUGCCCCUCAUAACCGUGUCCCAUGCCAAGAUCCUGCUCAUCCUCUUCUAUCCCAUCAACUCCCUGUGCAACCCUUUCUUGUACACCAUCUUCACGCGGGCUUUUAGGAAGGAUGUGUGUGAGCUGCUGAGUCGCUGUGGCUGCUGCCAUGCCAACACCGACUUCUAUAGAUCACAGACUCUGGCUUCACAACAGACAAGCAUACACAAAGCAGCUAACAGACAGCCUCCUUCAUUUAGCUUUUAUGCCUAUCACAUUAAGAUGAAGGGUUGUUUUUUAAGUAAAGGAGCCACAUGAUGAGCGGCAUGUCAAUUAUUUUUAUGAACAGCAUCUGCUUUUUCACUAAAAUUGCAGCACUUCUUAAAGAACAAAAACAAAAUUCAGGUCAAGUAAGAAAGAUUAUCAACAUUUAGCAAGGAAAACAGAGACACAUCUGUUUUUGUCCAUUUCGCUAACUGAGAAUGUAAUCAAUUUGAAGAGA
This is a messenger RNA of Menidia menidia (Atlantic silverside), 2313 nucleotides long. The record is from the annotation of a GenBank genome assembly. NCBI's taxonomy places the organism in Eukaryota, Metazoa, Chordata, Actinopteri, Atheriniformes, Atherinopsidae.